AUGCCUAUCCAAAGCAAGCAAUGGGUUCUUAAUGGGAGUGGAAGUCUCGACAGUCUGAAAUGUCAGACUGUCUCUAUUCCAGCAUUAGGUCAACACGAUGUUCUGGUCAAGCUCAAGGCGGUGUCGCUGAACUACCGUGAUCUGGCUAUGGCCUUGGGCAAAUAUCCUCGUGCACAACCACCCGGAGUAGUUCCAGGCUCCGAUGGCGCCGGCGUCGUCGUUGACGUAGGUAGUGGCGUCACUGAGUUCAAGCUCGGUGAUCGGAUCGCCACAUGCUUCUUUCAGGAUGGUGACACAGGCCGCCCAAACCGCAAGCAACCAAGAAUAUCCCUCGCAGGAGAAGCAGAUGGCGUCUUGCGUGAAUACGGGAUAUUUCCCGAGCACGGCCUCGUGAACAUCCCUCAACAUCUCGAUUGGCGGGAGGCAAGUACUUUGACCUGUGCAGGAGUGACUGCUUGGAGCUGUCUUCAUGGCGAUAGGCCAGUAGCCCCGGGAGACUAUGUCUUGAUACAAGGGACUGGAGGAGUCAGCCUCUUUGGGUUACAGUUCGCUAUUGCUGCCGGAGCCCACGUCAUUGCCACCACCUCAUCAGCCGACAAGGUCGAGCUACUGAAGUCUCUGGGCGCACAACAUGUCGUUAACUAUCGAGAAGAACCAAAUUGGGGGCUGAAAGUGCGUGAGCUCACUCCAGGUAAAGUAGGUUGUGAUAUCAUUCUGGAUGUUGGUGGUCCCAGCAACUGGGCACAAAGCCUGCAAGCAGUGCGGACAGCAGGUGAUAUCCACCUGAUUGGCUUCCUUGGAGGAAGUCCUGACGACCAAGACCCCAAGGAACCUACACCUAGUUUCUGGGAUCUUCGGCAGAGACUCUGCAACCUCAAGAGCGUCGCUGUUGGCAGCAGGCCUCAAUUCGAGGCUAUGAACAAAGCAAUUGAUACCUUCAAGAUUCGGCCUGUGGUAGAUGUUGCGAGAUUCGAUCUCGAUCAUGCCAAAGAUGCCUAUCAAUAUCUGAUCGAUGCGAAACAUAUAGGCAAGAUCGUCAUCGAUAUAGUAGACGCGGGAUAUGAUGUAAAAUUAUGA
Molecule: messenger RNA, 1077 nt
Organism: Exophiala mesophila
Lineage: Eukaryota; Fungi; Ascomycota; Eurotiomycetes; Chaetothyriales; Herpotrichiellaceae
Exons: 4
Coding region: 1-1077 (358 amino acids)
Molecular function (GO): oxidoreductase activity
Source: RefSeq, a predicted model, not a curated record